This is a messenger RNA of Penicillium manginii, 279 nucleotides long. RefSeq lists its product as uncharacterized. The record is from RefSeq and is a predicted model, not a curated record. Lineage: Eukaryota; Fungi; Ascomycota; Eurotiomycetes; Eurotiales; Aspergillaceae. Bases 1 to 279 code for a protein of 92 amino acids. The transcript has a single exon.
AUGGCAUCCGACGAACACAUGGUGAGCCAGCGGCAGGCGUCUACUGCCGAGAUGAUGCGUCGUAUCCAGACGGCUGAGAAUGUUCUUAUGCCCAUCCCCCACGAUGUCUUUGUGACGCUUUACCUGACCCCCAAAACCCCAAUUGCGGGAAGUCUCCGCCGCACUUUCGGUAACUCAACUCCGAUUUGCCUUCUUGGGUUUCUGGUCUCUGCGACACCAUGUGCCAUGAUCAAAAUGGACUGGAGGGGCUCGGGUGGAAACGGUGGUGCGAUCCUGUAG